This is a messenger RNA of Plenodomus lingam JN3, 1017 nucleotides long. RefSeq lists its product as uncharacterized. Lineage: Eukaryota; Fungi; Ascomycota; Dothideomycetes; Pleosporales; Leptosphaeriaceae. The record is from RefSeq and is a predicted model, not a curated record.
AUGAAUCAAAAUUUCCAGGGCGCGCCUGAUCGCGACGACCUACGGAUCCUAGAUCAACUACGCCGCCAGCUACUGCCUAUGAUCGCGGUCAUGACUAAAUUACAACAUGAAAUGCAGUUCAAAAUGGAGAGAGGGCUUGCCGUCGAUUGGCCACAAAUUCAGCAUACAACGACUAUAGUCUCUAACUACAUUAACUCUUUCAAUACCAUGAUCCACGGUGGAUACCAACACACUACCGAAGACAUCGUGACCAAGGUACCGAAGCUGGAUGAAAACGGAAACAUCAUUAAGGACGAUCUGGGAAAUCCUGUGGAUAGUGGCAAAGAAGCCACAAAGACGAUAUAUCGCGACAUCCACAAUCCAGGCCAAGGCGACAGGAUCAAAGCGUUGCAUCCUUUCCCCAUCCCACCAUUUCCAAUGCACCUACCGCACGCCCAGGGGAUGGCAAAUACUCUUUUGAGGAAGAGAUUGGAGCCAAUGGAGGAGGGCUGGGUGGGAAAGAGGUUGCAGAAAGCGGCGGAGUUUGCAGAGGUCCCGGAAGCGUGGGGUAUCGAGCCCAAGAAACCAGAAGCCAAAGAGGAAGACGAUGAGAAAGACGGCGAUGAUGAAGACACGAGAGAAGAUGCAAAUGCUAUGCCACUGAAGCGCGUCAAGGGCGCAUUGAGCGAAGCCGAUAUUGUGGAGAUGUGGAGAAUGGCGCACCAAGAGGCUUUCGAUCAGGAAUAUCUCAAGGCGACAUAUCCGAACAUCUAUGGUGACGAUGCAGGUGCGGAAGAUGAAGAAGAUGAAGAUGAAGAAGACGAAGACGAAGACGAAGGAGAGUUUGAAGAUGCCAUGGACACAUCUGGAGCGCCGGAAGUGGCAGUCUCAGCACCAUCCACCGUGGUAACCAAGGGUGCUACACAGGAUGUGGCGUCAGUCAAGCCUCCUGUGCACCAACCUGUGCCUGGACAACCUGUUUUGCCAUUAGGAUUCAUACACAAGUUUAUGGUCUUGGGCGAGGCGGGUGGGAAAUGA